AUGCAGGUUGACGACUCGCUGGCGUCUUCGUCCACAAGAUAUCUCACCUCAGCAGCUUCGUCUGCUCCUCCCUCGCUCCAGCCAUACUUUGCUCGCUUCUCAGACCUCUACUCCAAGAAGCUCUACUAUCAGCUCCUCCUCUCCGUGCAAGAGUUCUACGCCCACCCAGAGUCAGACAAGCCAGGCUCGACAUUGCGGUAUGAAUUCUUCACCAAAUUCGUCAUCAAUUGGAAGGACAAGGUCAGCGGACUGAGCGGCGCAGAAUUGGCCAUCGCUGCCGCUAAGCAACUCAAGGAGCCCAGUAAAGCGCUCGACUUCCUCUCGAAGCAGCGCGACGAGCUACCAGACAAGACUCCGCCACAUCUUCUUGUCAGCAUGGAGUGCACACAUUACAAGCUCCUACUAGGAGAGUUGGAGACGGUCAAGAAGGACGUGGAUCAGGGAGGGAAGGUGUUGAACAACUACGAUGCAGUGGAGAAGGUCGUCAGCGGAGGUUACUACCGCGUGGCUGCUGAAUACUACAAGGCAAAGGCACUCUACCAGCAGUACUAUACCUCCUCGCUGUUGUACCUUGCAUGUUUGCCCCACAAUGGCACAGAAGAUGACCUGCUGGAAGAAGAGAAGGUGGAAAGGGCACACGACCUAGCUAUUGCAGCCAUCCUGGGUCAGGGCAUCUGGAACUUCGGAGAGCUCAUCCUCCACCCUCUGCUGCCGACGCUCAAUUCGACACCUCAUGCCUACCUCCUCGCACUCCUCUCAGCCUUUUCCUCCGGCUCUCUUCCCCUCUUCGAUUCGCUCCUCCCCUCGAUUCAAUCACACCCACUGCUGAGCGCAUCGAUGCCCUUCUUGCGCCAGAAGAUCUGUCUGAUGGCACUGGUGGAGAGCGUCAGCAAGCGCGAGGCGAGACAGAGGAGCUUGAGCUUCGAGACGAUUGCAAAGGAGACGGCUUUGCCUGUUGAUGAGGUGGAGCACCUCUGCAUGAAGGCAUUGAGUCUCUCCCUCAUCAAAGGCAGCCUGGACCAAUCCGCCCAAGUAGCCCACAUCUCCUGGGUUCAGCCCCGCGUACUCGAAAUGGACCAACUCAAGGCGCUGCGCGCCAAGCUGGCCAAUUGGCUCUCGAGAGUUAAGGACACAGAGAUCUUUGUGGAGAAUGAGGGAUCGGCGGGGAAUAAGAAUGUGGUCGAGGCGGUUGUGGUGUGAGCGGGAGGAGCGGCGCUCGACCUGUGUGAAGUAGAUGUGGUGGGGAGGGAAGAAUUGUAGAGACUGGCCCUUUGAUUGCCAUGUCAUAUCAGGAAGCAUGGCGUUCCUACUCUGUGAUCCACAUUGACAAUGACAACGACAAUAGAAAACGACUCUUACAACCCGCAUCUCG
Microstroma glucosiphilum is the source of this 1372-nucleotide messenger RNA. RefSeq lists its product as hypothetical. The record is from RefSeq and is a predicted model, not a curated record. Gene Ontology annotation, molecular function: structural molecule activity. Gene Ontology annotation, biological process: ubiquitin-dependent protein catabolic process. Bases 1 to 1200 code for a protein of 399 amino acids. NCBI's taxonomy places the organism in Eukaryota, Fungi, Basidiomycota, Exobasidiomycetes, Microstromatales, Microstromataceae. Gene Ontology annotation, cellular component: proteasome regulatory particle, lid subcomplex; cytosol; nucleus. The transcript is spliced from 3 exons.